CAGCUGUUUUGCUUUAUGUAAAUAAUUAGUUUCUGCACGCGCAAUGUCGUCAACACAAAAAUUAAAUUCACUAUUUAAAAGAAAAUCAAUAAGAUAUGGAGUACCAUUCUUGUUUCUCAUGGUUGGCGGUUCUUUUGGCUUGGAACAAUUUUCUAAACUUAGAUAUGAGUUCUCCCGCAAAAGGACUGUGAGUCCACAGGAAAUGGAAAAACUGGGUGUUUCAAUGAAAAAAUCCGAUGAAGUUACGCUUGACAAAGAAUAUGAAAAAAUCAAAAGCUUGAACAUUGAUGAAUGGGAAAACAAACGCGGGCCUAGACCGUGGGAGGAGACGCAAUAGCGGUCCUAAAAUAUUUUCGCUAGAAAAGUGGCAUCAGGAGUUUUAAGGAAAUGCGUCGUUUAAAUUUUAAUUAUUUUACAUUAAUUGUACUGACUUUGUUAAAAUA
This is a messenger RNA of Anastrepha obliqua, 443 nucleotides long. It is a transcript of the gene l(3)neo43, whose product is annotated as cytochrome c oxidase assembly protein COX16 homolog, mitochondrial. Gene Ontology annotation, cellular component: mitochondrial inner membrane. Bases 44 to 337 code for a protein of 97 amino acids. The transcript has 2 exons. The record is from RefSeq and is a predicted model, not a curated record. Lineage: Eukaryota; Metazoa; Arthropoda; Insecta; Diptera; Tephritidae. Gene Ontology annotation, biological process: mitochondrial respiratory chain complex IV assembly.